AUGCAACUGAGUAUUCUUUGCAGCGCCGUCUUGGCCAUCGUUACCUCUAAGGCUCUGGCUGCUGAGCAACCCAACGUUUCAGCAAGCCAAUCUCUUGAGCUGUUAAACAACCUUGUCACAGAACUAGGGGCAACUGGCGAUGUUCGAGUCAAGCUUGAAAAUGAAACUCCUGCCCUAGACGCCGAGAACGUGAUUCCGUUCCACAAUAGCCUCAAUGUCGCUUUCACUCGCAUUCUGGAAACCUUUCCUCAAAAGACCGGUGAUAUAUCAGUCGGUCCUUUUACCCAUAAGCAAGAAUCGGCGCUCUGUGCGCUGAUGCCCAAGAUUGCUGACGCCGGGCACCACGCCACUGAUACAUUGCUCACCCUGCCAACAUUCCACAAUGACAGGGAUGCCUAUCGAGCUGAGUUUACGCUAGGCCUAACGCUGGAGAACUUGUCUUAUCAGUUUAAUAUGCUGUAUUGGAGCUUCCAUGAUUCGGGGGCUGCGACGAAGUGUGACAGGCAAGCCCAAAGGAACUCGACAAUCCGUCACUGGCUCGAAGCCAGUCAUGGUGCCGACGGUCUCCGGUCUAUGCCACCGAGACCCCCAUCUCCAGAAGAUGCCCCAAGGGCAUCUCCAAUAUUGUUAAAGAAGGCUGGUAGAGGUAUCAGUCAUGAGUAUUCCGCAGAGUGCGACGAGUCACUCAGGAACAUGCACCUGGGCGAUCUUACACACCUCUCAGCCUGCUUUUUCGACAUGGACGUUAUACUUCAACGCACCAGCCGCGAUCUUAACCAGUUUUGCUCCAGAAUAGAUACUGCCGCCGAGCUCAUCACCAAGAAUAAAGAACUCCCAGGCUCCGACAUUUUGGCCGCGCUAAAAGCCACGAGUCCGAUUUUAACAAACAUAAUAAAUGCCAACACUUCGGAAAUAUCAGGCUUUAUGGAAAUGCUAUCCGGCAUGAGACAGACCAUGGAAGGAAACAAGCCUUCUAUUGCUAAUGACGGGGCGUCAUUCUGGACGCCUCCAAUAGACGCUGGGGCUUGGAAAAUUGCUCCAUCCUAUGAUGAUCCCUUCAUGAUUGCUGAAGAAGAGCAGCGUGUGCCUAUAUAUGAGACACCAGCUUGGGGAAUGGCCCCAGAAGACGAAACUUCAGCAAGUUGUCCUAACGAAGCUUCUCUCACAACGAGUGUACAGAGCUAUCCUGCUUCUCUAGAAAACCACUACAUCUUAAGAUAUCACGAUGAUAUCCAGGAUAUUUAUUCUCCAUGCAUCUACAUGCCUCGAUCGACAAGUUUCAGCAACCCAGAAUCACAAAGCCGCCGAGUAGUUCUCAACAACCUACCUGCCGACUCAACUGUCGCCCAAGUCCUCAAAAGCAUCAGAUGCUAUGGGGGAAUUAUGUCCAUCGUCAUGACAAAGAGCCUCUGCAAAACUAACAACGGACAGAAGUGCGCUCUCAUUGAGUUUGUGUACCCUGAGGCAGCAGCAGCCAUCACUUCUCACUUUCAAUACCAUAGACCUACGUUUCUCGAUAACAAGGGUACUAAGCAUCAACCAGAAGCAUACCUAAUUCCUACACCAUCAUACUUCCAUACCGAAAUAAACCACUAUCUCCUCGAUAGAGGUUGCACCAGGGCACUUUGUCUGCCAAACUUUCCCGAAGAAGCAAUAUGGCAACUCCUCUGCAUAAUUGGACUCAAACACAUCACCGAUGCUCAGCUAUCAUAUGGAAAUGAUCUAACCUUAGAGUUUACAUCCCUAUUUGAAGCAGAUCGGGCUGAAAGGCUGAUCAGAUGCGGCCACACUAACAUCGAAUACAACGCCACCCAGAACGAAAUGCGCAAUGUCCCCGAUUCCUCACAGGGAACCAUGCAAGAUAUUCAUGAUUCCAGCGGAGUCAUUCAGUACGUUGAUCCAAAUACACUGACCACAACAUGGAAUAGAUCACCUUACAAUACAUACCCUCCAACGGCGACCGCAGAAGUGAAAGCCAUCGUCCCGGGAGACACAAAGCCCACGCGAGAAGAAGUCCUCGCCGAAUACUUCUCAAUCGACCCCUCCGAAGUAGGAAGCUAUCUCGAAGACCGCAAAGCCUUCCAAGACACCACAUACAAAAUCAUCGGGAGCAACAUCACACUCACCCGCCACAAAUGGAGCUGGAACAUCAGCGCAGAAGACCACAUGAAGCUCCUCAUGGCGAAUACCUUACACGAUCCGGAAUGGGCAAACGAUUGGGACGAGUACUUUGCUGCUGCAGGGGCGCCAAAUUUGCGAACUUGGGAAGAAUACGGGAAGCUGGCUAUGCAUCGUCGAGAGUGCGCUGCCAAGCAAGGUUUGGAGGAAGGUACUGUGCCUGUUUGUACGGGGUGUGAGUUUGGGUGCGUGGGAUUGAAGAACGUGCCUGUUGCUGGUUUCAUAAAGGACUUUUUUGUCCUUAAACGGCCUGCGCCGACGGAAGACUAA
Pochonia chlamydosporia 170 is the source of this 2448-nucleotide messenger RNA. Its product is annotated as nucleotide-binding, alpha-beta plait. The transcript has 4 exons. NCBI's taxonomy places the organism in Eukaryota, Fungi, Ascomycota, Sordariomycetes, Hypocreales, Clavicipitaceae. The coding region runs from base 1 to 2448 and encodes 815 amino acids. Gene Ontology annotation, molecular function: nucleic acid binding. The record is from RefSeq and is a predicted model, not a curated record.